This is a messenger RNA of Naegleria gruberi, 2724 nucleotides long. RefSeq lists its product as uncharacterized. The transcript is spliced from 9 exons. Gene Ontology annotation, biological process: protein phosphorylation. The record is from RefSeq and is a predicted model, not a curated record. Gene Ontology annotation, molecular function: ATP binding; protein kinase activity. Bases 1 to 2724 code for a protein of 907 amino acids. NCBI's taxonomy places the organism in Eukaryota, Heterolobosea, Eutetramitea, Acrasida, Naegleriidae.
AUGUCUUCAAGACAUUCAUUAAAUUCACCUUCUCUAUCACCCUCCAAUUCUUCACCAUCCAUUCUCACCAAUAACAAUAAUAAUAGACUGUCAACAUCUAGUGGCAGUACUACAAGUUCUCAGAAUUUAUUAAAAUUAUUUACUUCGGAUCAAGAAUAUUUUAGUAUUCAUAAAAAUGAUACUUCAAUAUCACCAUCAUCAUCAUCAACAAGCCUUUCAGGUAAUUAUAACAAUGCACUAGGCUUUAGAUCAUCAAUUGCUACACCAAUAGAUUCACCUGUAUCAUCACCUGGUAGUAAUAGUGGUAGUAAUAUUAUAGUAGGAGUAGGAUCAUCAUCUAAUCAAAAUAUAAAAGCAUCAGCAUCAGCAUUAUCAUCACUAAGUAAAUAUAUGAUCAAUAAGAAUACUAUUAAUGUAGAAUAUUUGUUUUAUAAAAUUAAUCACUUAAAUAAAUUGAGUGGAUCAAGUACAUUAAUAUUAAAUAGUGGUAUUAUUAAAGAGAAUACUAAUUAUGGACAAUAUUUAGUAGCCAUUGAUGAUGAUGAUUAUAUAUUAUAUGGUGAUGAUGAUCAACAACAAUUUGAUGAUCAACAAGACUCUGAAGUGUAUGAAAAUCAUUUAAUAAUGUUAGGUGUAAAGAAUGAAUAUAGAGAUUCAAUUGAUGUUUCUAGAAUUAGAAAUAUUUAUACUGAAAAUUAUUGUACUUUUAUAGUAAUGGAGGAUGAAAGUAUUUGGGUAGCAGGUAAUAAUAAUAAUUAUCAAUUAGGAUUAGGACAUAAUAAACCUCUCACUCAAAUACCAACUAGAUUACAAUUUAAUAAUUUUAAAGGUGAAAAAAUUAAGAAAAUUACAACUUUAUAUGAAAGUACUUUAUUUUUAACUGAAAGUGGUAAUUUAUAUGGAUGUGGAAUUAAUUAUUAUUCAGAUAUAACAAGUAAUACAGAUAAUAGAUUAAAAGUAAUUAAAACACCAACACUUAUUACAUCAAAUAUUCAUUCAAUUUCAUCAUUAACAAAAUAUUAUGUUUUAAUGAUUACAAAAGAUUUUGAUUUAUUUAUUUGUGGAAUUUGUAAUGAUGAUGAAAUUGGAAUUAAAUAUUUUAUUAAAAAAAUUUCAUGUCAUGAUAAAAGUAUUUUAAUUUUAACAUCAACAUUUAAUAUAUAUGUAUAUGGUGAAAAUCAAUUUGGUAAAUUUGGAUUAAAUCAUACUAAUGAUAUAUAUGGAGAAUUUGAAAAAUUAACAUAUUUUAUAGAACAAGAUAUACCAAUUAUAGAUAUUGAAUGUUCUAAAAAUAAUUGUUACUUUUUAAGUAAUUCAGGAAGUGUAUAUUGUAGUGGAGAAUAUACAAAUUAUAAACCAAUUAAAAUAUUAUUAACACAUUAUGUAACAGAAUUAUUAGAAAAUGAUUUAUUUAUAGCAGAUAGAGGUAAAAUAAUUACUAUAAAUGGAAAUAUUAAAAAAGAUACAAUUUUAAGUUCAAUUGAUGAAGAUUCUAAUGAACCAUUCUUUACUCAAAUACCAAAUAAUUUUGAUGAUUUACAAAAAUUAGUUAUUGAUGCUUUUGGUUUUGUUGAUAGAAAACAAUUACCAACACCUGCAACAUUUGGUAGAGUUUUAAAAUCAUUCAAUAAUAAUAAUCAAAAUAAUCAAAAUAGAAGUAGUAUGAAUAAUUUUUUCAAUUCCAAUGAUCAUAAUCCACUCACUGAGGAAAUUAAUUUACAUUUACCUACAACUUCAUUUAGAGCAACUAUUGAUCAGGGUAAUUCAUCAUCUAAUAAUUCUAAUAAUUCUAAUAAUACUCAUACAAAUAAUACAAAUAAUACAAAUAAUACAAAUAAUACAACUACUACUAGUAAUAAUAUAGAUAUAGAAUUGAAUAGAUAUUAUACAUUAUUAUCACAAAAAUCAUGUUCACAUUUAAUCUUUAUUUUAACAUGUUCAAUAUUGGCAGCUAUAAAAUUACUUGUAAAAUCUGAUAGGGUUAAAUUUCCCGAUUCUAAAAUAUCUAAAGAUGAACAAAUUGCCUUUCAAACAAGUAUGGAAGCUAUAAAAAUUGCAAUUGGUGAUUUUGGUUUAUUAACUUCAACAAAUGAUUUAAAUACAAUUAGUUUUAGAGGAACACCAAUUACUUUAUCACCUGAAUGUUCAACUGGUAAUUUUAAAAUUGAUAAAAAUAGUGAUAUAUUUUCAUUGGGAUGUGUAUUUUAUGAAUUAUUAACAUUGGAAAUUCAAAUUAUUAGAAAUGUAAAAAAUCAAGAAACUAAAUUUUUAAUGCAUGAAGCUAUAAAAACCGAUGAAAAUGAAACUCAUUCAAUUAUUUGUAACAAGUUAAAAAAUAAUGGAAUACCAGAAUUAAUAAUUCGAUUAGUAAUAUCAAUGUUACAAUUACAUCCAUUAACAAGACCAACUAUUGAUACAAUUGUUGAUAUUUUAAAUGUUUUUGUAAAUCAUUUAGAUGAUAGUAAUGCUAGAAAGGAAUGUUUAAAUAGAUUUGAUAAAAAUUUACAAAUAUGUGGAAAUAUUAAUUUACCAAUUCCAAAUAUUUGUUCAAUUGUUAAUAAUAAUACUAUAAAUGGAAAUAUUUCAUUAGAAUCACCUUUUACCAAUAAUAAUUUAAAUGGAAAUUCAAGUCCAAAUAGUCCAAGAUUGAAAAAUUUAAAACAAUUAUCAACUAAUUCUUCACCUUCUUCAUCUCCAACAAAAUCAAAUCAAAGUUUUAUUUGA